CCGAUAAACCCACUAAAGAAAGAAAGAAAGAGCUCGCGUGUGCUGUGUUGUGGAUCCUUUAUUGAUUUAUUUCUUGCGUGUUUUAAACAGAGUCUUGUCUCUGUGUAUUUUAGUGUUGAGGUUUCGAUGAUGAUAGAUGAGAUGGAAGUGAUGUGCUGUAAAUCAGUAGGAACUGAUCUGUCCAUGCUGGAUAUUGAUGAUUUCAUCACAGAAAUCUCUCAGCUGAAGAAAGAGGUGGCGUUACUGGAGGCAAAACUGAGUUUAAGAGGAGAUGAAGGACUGAAGAGAGAAGAUGUGGAUGUGGUUUGUUGUGAACCUUUAGUGCAUGUGACUGUUGGGAGCUCCACAGAGUCUCUGGAUUCUGACUGUAACGCCGGAGAUCAGCAGCAGACCUCAGUCGAAGUGAUGGACUGCAGCGACCAGAUGUUGGAGACGGGAAGAGAAACCACAGCCGAGGAUGAGGGCAAUCAUAAUGAUGGUCAUGAUAUAAUUCCUUUAGAUGUGAAGAGUGAGUCAUGUUGUGAUGAAGAAACACCCUCGACAUCAAAAGAGCGACUGACAGCCCAAACUCAAGAGAAGAAACUUCAUUCAGAAGAGCACAUAGAGAAGAAGGAGUUUCGCUGUGAGCAGUGUGGGAUGGUUUGUGUCUCUUCUUCUACUCUAAACAUUCACAUGAAGACACACACUGCUGAAAAGUCUUUCCACUGCAGUGAAUGUGAGAAAUAUUUCAGCAGCAAGCACAGUCUUGAUCUUCAUAAGAGAAUUCACUCAGGAAAAAAACCAUACGAGUGUCCUCACUGUGAGAUCAGAUUCAGACAAAAAGGCGAUCUGAAGAGACAUGUGCGUUUACACACCAAUGAGAAACCGCAUCAGUGCAGUGAAUGUGGAAAAAAAUUAGAUUCAGGUUCGUUGAAACCACAGCAGAAUAUUCACUCUGAAGAUAAACCUUAUCAGUGUUCGGACUGUGAUAAACGUUUCCAUCGGAAAUCUUACCUGACGGUCCACGAGAGAAUUCACACUGGAGAGAAACCUUACGUCUGCCCUCACUGUGGGAAGAGCUUCUCUAAUUCAUCUUAUUUCAAAGUCCAUCAAAGAGUUCACACUGGAGAAAAGCCCUAUAAAUGUAAUGUUUGUGACAAGAGUUUUAAUCAACGUGACAAUUUAGUGUCACACCAGAGAAUUCAUACAGGUGAAAAACCUUACAAAUGCACUCAGUGCGAUAAGACGUUUACUCAGUCAAGUUCCCUUAAAGCCCAUCAGAGAAUUCACACCGGAGAGAAACCUCACGUCUGCUCUGAUUGUGGAAAGAGCUUCUCGAAUGUUUCUCAUUUCAGAGCUCAUCAGAGAGUUCAUACCGGAGAGAAACCUCAUCAAUGUAGUGUUUGUGGGAAGAGUUUCAGUCAACGGGACAAUUUAGUAAGGCACCAGAGAACUCACACAGGUGAAAAACCGUUUAAAUGCUCUCAGUGUGAUAAGACGUUUACUCAGUCAAGUUCCUUAAAAACCCAUCUGAGACUUCAUACGGGAGAGAAACCUUUCGUCUGCUCUGUUUGUGAAAAGAGCUUCUCUAAUCCAUCUCAUUACAGAGCUCAUCAGAGAGUUCAUACUGGAGAGAAACCUUACCACUGCUCCAUCUGUGAAGAGAAAUUUGCUUUAUUGGGAAGUUUUCGGAAUCAUCAGAAGAAACACGCCAAGGAACAAGCUACAGUGAAAACUGAACUUUCAUGCAAAGUGGAAUCCAAUAACACUGUGUAAUGCAGUGGAUGUAGUUGUGUGUGUUGGGCGGAACAAGCCACGAAGCAGUUUUUUAUAUAUAUAUAUAUAUAUAUAUAUAUAUAUAUAUAUAUAUAUAUUAAUGACGACUUAUGUUUUUCUUACUUACAAGUGUAUGUAAAGUAGAGGUUCAUGUAAAUGUACAGGCACAUAAUGAUCAAUUUUUUUUUUAGUUCACCCAAAAUUGAAAAUUCUGUCAUUUACUCACUCUCAUGUUGUUACAAACUUUUUUUAUUCUAAUGAUCACAAAGGAAGAUAUUUGAUACAAGCCCCAACUGACAUCCAUAGUAGGAAAAAUAAUACUAUUAAAGUCAAUGGGGCUUCUGAUCAGUUUGGUUACAAACAUUCCUCAAAUAUCUUCCUUUGUGUUCAUCAGAACCAAGAAAUUUAUACAGGUUUGUUUCAACAUGAGAGUGAGUAAAUGAUGACAACAUUUUCAUUUUCAGGUGAACUUUAACUUGAACAUGACAAAAUUUGUACAGUUUAGAUGCUUUAAAAUUAAAUGCAUUCACAACCGUUAUCUCUAUUAUUAUGUUAGACAUAUUAUUUAGUGUUUUUUCUGUUUGCUUUUGAGAACUUGUUUAUAAACAAUGUGUUGUCUGAUGACAAAAAAAAAUAAAAAAAAAUAAAGCUGCAAGCAUA
This is a messenger RNA of Paramisgurnus dabryanus, 2415 nucleotides long. RefSeq lists its product as uncharacterized. The record is from RefSeq and is a predicted model, not a curated record. NCBI's taxonomy places the organism in Eukaryota, Metazoa, Chordata, Actinopteri, Cypriniformes, Cobitidae.